AUGCAGACAGAGAAAAGUCAAAUGCAGCGACUCCAGGCCUUGCAGCAGGUCGCCGACACAUAUCAGAGAGGAGCCGAUGCUGACCCUGAUGCUGAUGGUGCGACACCUGCAAUAAGUGUCUUCCUUGGUGAACAGUCUGUCCCUUCCUUUGUCGAACAACAGAUCAACCAGAUUUCGACGUCUAGCGACGAAGGUGCAGCUGAGGUCAGGCAGACGGCAGUACCCAUGCUGGGGCUUCAACCAUCUGAACAGGAGCUUUUCCCUUACUGGCAACCUUAUGAUGACUAUGCUCAGAAUAUCUCUGAAGCUUUGCCAGACAAGACUGAGAUCCUCGAGUUAUUCUCCCGCUAUAUACAUGUCGUUUAUCCGCUUAAUCCAUAUCUCCUAGACGUCGGACGGUUUGAGAUUGAGUUGAUCCGGUUUUUAGAAGCGACGUCACAAAAUUCUCAAAGCUACCUACAAGGAUCGAACCCUGCCUGGGUUGGGCUCUUAUUUGCGGUCAUAGCAUCCGGACUUCAAUGUUCUCGUGUACGCACGCCUGAAGAUGUACUGAAAUGCCGUCGUUACAUUUCUACAGCAUUCCACUGUUUGCAUCUUGCUCAAGGAUUUGUCAAACCCUCAAUAGACUGCAUCCAGGCCCUUGUGAUCAUUGUUCAUGUCCUACAAAACGAGCUGCUCACCGAGGCUGCUUGGACACUUGUCGGGCUGCUAAGCCGACAGGCCCAAUCGUUGGGAUUGCACAUGGCCAAAGCCAACCCACAACAAGCCCGGAGUCAAGGAGUCGAGCAAAUCCAACUGUGGUGGAUCAUCAUGUGGCAAGAUAGUCUCCUAUCACUGUGCUUCGACCGAGCACCUGCAACUGCCGUCAACUGUACGGACCCAGUCCACACCCUGAUGGCUGGCGACCAAGAACUGGGAUAUCGAGAAGCAAUGUGCGCGCUCUGUCAUCUAACCUUGAAAGUCAGCGCUCGCCGCUAUGCCUUUGAUAUGACGAACUCCACAGACCCCAGCUACGAGAAUAUCAUGCGGGAUUUUAACAUGGUCGAGCAAAUCAAAUCGAAGCUUCGUUCCGAAAUAAAAGCGCACGGUAAUUGCAGAACCGUCCAAGAUCUCGUCCAUUACACUUGUUUCAAACUACAUUCAUCGUUUGCACAGGGGGCCCUUCUGCGUCCGUCCCUGAACACCAAGAAUUGGCGUUAUCUGACCACAGUGCAAAGGCAAGACCUAGCCACCAAAUGCAUCAAUUCCCACAAGAGUUCGCUGGACGCCUACCUGAAUCUGUUGGCGAUCAGCACGAGUGCCAAGCGUUCGUGGGCAAUGUUGCAUAACGGCCUUGCGUCGGCGCUCAUCCUGGCCAUUACGGGCCAAAUCAAACACGACCCCUCCGUGGCAGCCAUGUUAGAACGCUUGUUCACGACCCUGCAGGCUAACUCUCCUAGCGAUACUGACGCCAAACAACUAUGGGAUCCUCAUGAGAGAGGAUUGCAGGCGCUCCAGCGGAUGUACGAACGUCAGACUCUGGGAGCGGCUUCCUCUCACACGCCUAUCGCGGAUCGCGGCACACUCCCAUCUCUAUCUACCGCUGCGGGUAUGGCUGGUACCUCAGGUCCUUCCGCCACGGAGAUCUUUGAGGUGGACUAUUUCGCGUUCGAUCCGCAAUCGAUGGGGGAAAUAUCUGCCUUUCUUCCCAAUAGUGGCUCAUACGGCGAUCUCAUGGUUGACGACGUAUUCGACUCCGUCUUGUGGGGAUCAGGUUGA
Cladophialophora psammophila CBS 110553 is the source of this 1758-nucleotide messenger RNA. RefSeq lists its product as uncharacterized. Bases 1 to 1758 code for a protein of 585 amino acids. Gene Ontology annotation, molecular function: DNA binding; carboxy-lyase activity; zinc ion binding. Gene Ontology annotation, biological process: DNA-templated transcription. The record is from RefSeq and is a predicted model, not a curated record. NCBI's taxonomy places the organism in Eukaryota, Fungi, Ascomycota, Eurotiomycetes, Chaetothyriales, Herpotrichiellaceae. The transcript has 5 exons.